This is a messenger RNA of Metopolophium dirhodum (rose-grain aphid), 2713 nucleotides long. RefSeq names its product U3 small nucleolar RNA-associated protein 15 homolog. The record is from RefSeq and is a predicted model, not a curated record. Gene Ontology annotation, molecular function: protein binding. The transcript has 9 exons. Lineage: Eukaryota; Metazoa; Arthropoda; Insecta; Hemiptera; Aphididae. The coding region runs from base 376 to 1908 and encodes 510 amino acids. Gene Ontology annotation, cellular component: nucleolus. Gene Ontology annotation, biological process: positive regulation of transcription by RNA polymerase I; rRNA processing.
AUGUUAUGAAAUUUCGUAUACUUAUUCUGUGAUUAAAUUUUCAAAAUACUGACAGUAAACUGUAGCAAAUAGCAAUAGUACUAUUGACUAUAAAUAAUACCAUAAAUUAUUAAAAUUAACUCUAGGUAUUCAGUAGGUUGACCAGUAGUCUGCAGUUCAUAUUCUACGUUCGCAAUUUCACAUGUUAAGCGUGUUCGAACUUCGACGUUAAUUCUUUAUUAUGAUUCAUGAUCCAUGGACGUAAGACGUUCAUACUUUUGUUGUUUUAAUAAUUAUUAUUCUUUAUAGUCUUUACUAUUUUUUAGUCUUACAUAUAAUAUUGUAAUAAUUAUAUAAAUAAUUUAAUAGUAUGAAAGUAUAUACUAUUGAAAAAUAAUGACUUCAUUUAAAAAAUCAUUUGUGAAACCGUUUGCUCGUCCCAGUGAGUUAUAUACUGUCGAAGACUCUUAUUGGAAAAAACUUGCUAGCCCUGUAUUGGUCAAAGAAUUUGGUCCCAUAGACUAUGUACAUUUUUCACGACGUGCACCUUAUCAUUUUGCAAUUUCAUGUUCUGCUCGAGUCCAAGUUUAUAACCCUGUUACAAAAGUAGUAACUAAAAACCUUAAUAAAUUUAAAGAAGCUGCCUAUGGUGCAACAUUUCGUUCAGAUGGCCAGUUAUUAUGUGCUGGUGGCGAGGAAUCUGUUGUGAGAUUAUUUGAAGUUAAUACAAAGUCUAUGUUGAGACAGUUCAGAGGGCAUAAAGCUGCUGUUCACCGUACAUAUUUCACAAGAGACGGACAUCAUAUUGCAAGCUUUUCAGAUGACAAAACUGUUUCAUUAUGGGAUAUAAGUAGUCAACAAAUCAGUGGACAUUAUGAAGGAUAUCAUAAAGACUAUAUUAGAGCAGGAUGUGUUUCUCCAGUUUCUGAAAAUAUAGUUGUUUCUGGUGGCUAUGACAAACAAAUUAAUAUGUUCGAUUCAAGAACUAAAUCAGUAACUAUGUCAGUUGACCACGAGUCACCUGUAGAAAGCUUAAUAUUUUUACCUUCUGGCAGCUUACUUAUAUCUGCUGGUGGUACUGAGGUUCGUAUAUGGGAUGUUUUAGCUGGUAAAUUGUUGGCUAAACUCACUCAAAACCAUAAGACUGUAACUGCGUUAUGCUUAGCUAAGCAAGGUACAUCCAUAGUAACUGCCUCAUUGGACAAACAUGUUAAGAUUUACAACGUAUCAACAUUCCAACUGUCACAUGAUAUUACGUAUCCAAGUGCAGUACUUAGUAUUGAUAUAAGUAGAGAUGACAAAACAAUUGUAGCUGGAACUGUGGAUGGAAUUGUGAACAUAACUAAACGUGACACAUCAGUGAAACAUAACAAUGAAAAUAAAAAGAGGCAUGCUAGAGCUGCAGCAAUUGUCCAAUCCGAUGGUAUUGAUAUGAGUGUCCCAAUGAUGCAACCUGAUCAGAUGAGCAAAUUUGAUACCGCUUUAAGGAAAUUUAAUUAUAGGCAAGCAUUAGAUUUAGUUUUGGUUCAUGCGGUUGCAUUCAAGAAACCCCAUAUAACAGUUUAUGUGUUUGAUGAAUUAUGCAGGAGAAAUGGCUUAGAGCAUGCAAUAUCUGGUAGAAAUUCAAAACAAUUAGCAUUUUUAUUAAAUUUUAUUGUUCGAUAUAUUGGAGUUAGAAAAUUAUCUAAAACAUUGACACAUGUUGCUUCAACAGUUAUUGAUUGUUAUUGGGAUUCAUUUGAUACUUGCACCCUUGAAGUUCGUGCACUGCUGACAAAAUUACAUACUGUUGUUGAAAAUGAAAUAUUACUAACUAAGAGAUUGUUAGCUAUUGAUGGGUUAGUUAAAAUGUUACUUAUUAGUUCUGAAGUAUUACCUGAUGUUUCUCAGACCACAAAACUUGAUAAUAAAAUUGUUGUUAACAAUUAACUUUAAGUGGUUUUUAUUUGUAUUUUAAUUUUAUCAAUAAAUUAAAUACAGCUAAUUUUACUUCAGACAAAUAUAUACACCAACUUACAGUUUGAAAUUCUAAUAAUAUUUUUGAUUAAGUACUUAAAGUACUUUAUACAACUGAAAAUAAUAGAUUUUUAACUGGUCUAUUUUACAUUUAUGGAAAGUCUCGAGUAUUUUGUAUUGCGAUACAUUAUUAGCCCAUGAUUGAGUAUAUUAUUAAACUUUUUCAUCAAAAAAUAUUCAAUACAUUAAAAAGAUACUAUAAAACAUUGAUUUUUUUCUAAAGACUUACAAUUUUUAUUAAUAGGAAUUAGCAUUUAAUUAGACAUAUUAAAUUCUUCAUUAUUGUUAUUGUGAUUAGUGUUGAAUGUUAUUAUUGAUAUCGAUAUCAUAAAUUGGUCCCACAUGACUUAUAUACUCGGCAAAUAUUUGUCACUUGUUAUACUGAACGAGUCAAAAGAGUAGAGACUAUACCUCGUUAUAGGAAGUAUUUAUUAUUUAAUCAUAAAGCAUAACAAUUAUUUUAAUGCACCAUGUCACUCAUGAUUUUACAUCUAUUGUAGCAAUUUAUUACCGGGUCAGUAGUUUUUACCCACCCUCACCCUAAACAGAUUGAGGCAUAUUACAGUGUCUCAUCUAAAUUUGUGUAUACCAAAUAUUUUCAGUAUGCCAGUAUCUAUAAAUUACAUGGCUGAAAGAAAAAAUAAAACUUGUUUAUCCCAUAUUUAUUUUUGAUGGGACUUUUUUAAAAUUUGAAUAACUGCUGGCUAUUAUUAUUAUA